This is a messenger RNA of Phalaenopsis equestris, 1307 nucleotides long. RefSeq names its product ribosome biogenesis regulatory protein homolog. NCBI's taxonomy places the organism in Eukaryota, Viridiplantae, Streptophyta, Magnoliopsida, Asparagales, Orchidaceae. The transcript is spliced from 9 exons. Gene Ontology annotation, molecular function: protein binding. Gene Ontology annotation, biological process: ribosomal large subunit biogenesis; endonucleolytic cleavage in ITS1 to separate SSU-rRNA from 5.8S rRNA and LSU-rRNA from tricistronic rRNA transcript (SSU-rRNA, 5.8S rRNA, LSU-rRNA); ribosomal large subunit export from nucleus. Gene Ontology annotation, cellular component: preribosome, large subunit precursor; nucleolus; nucleus. The coding region runs from base 251 to 1216 and encodes 321 amino acids. The record is from RefSeq and is a predicted model, not a curated record.
UAAACCCUCGCGCGCUUCACUACCCCUCUCCCGUUUCCUAGUUUUGCUCAAAGUUCUCCUUCGCGAGAUAACUGGUAAGGCAACGACGGGAUCGCGGUUUAGAGAGACAAGAAAUUCCUAUCUGUCUCCUCUUUCAGCUCUGUUACCACCGAAAGACUGGCCCUUACAUCCGCCGCACAAAUAAUUUGCAGCUUAGGCAAGAAUCCGGCGCUCUACAGAUUCCCGCCGGAGAAAGUAGAACGAAAAGGCGAUGGGAGCAGAGAAUUACCAAAUCGAUUUGGGAAGCCUUAUAGCCUGUGAUCCAAGUCACCACUUCCAGCCCCUCCCCUCGUCCAGGGAAGAACUGGAGAGGCAAUGUUUGGAAAAGGGAACAGAGCUCGUUCAAGAGAUUGUCAAUGUUCUUUUCAGUUUACCAGCGAGUGAGGAACUAGAUGGACCCAUUGUUCAAUUGCCCAAACCCACAACAAGGCUUCCCAGAGAGAAACAUUUACCCAAACCUAAACCUCCUACAAAAUGGGAAUUGUUUGCCAAGAUGAAAGGAAUUAAGAAACAUAAAAAGGACAAGCGUGUUUAUGAUGAACAAACUGGUACAUGGAAGCGUCGUUAUGGCUAUGAUCGAGUGAAUGAUGAUAGAGAUGUACCAAUUUUUGAAGCCAAAAUGACCGAUGAGCCAGGAGAGGAUCCUUUCGGCAAAAGGAAGAAUGAGAAAAAGAAACGGGUUGAAAAACAAGAGAAGAACCGGUUGCAGAAUCUCAAACAAGCUUUCAAAGCUGGUAAUUUGCCAAGUCAUAUCCAGCUUGCUGCAACAGCAUUACCCAUCACUGGAACUCAGAAUGUAAUACCAAAGAAAGCCAGUAAAGAAGAGCUUGAGGGCGUCGCCGGAAUGGCGGCGACAGCGACAGCAAGCGGCGGAAAAUUUGAUAAGAAGCUUCCUGGAGAGAAACCUGCCAAGCAUGCUGGAAAACAUCGAAAGUUUCUUCCUGUUGUGGAAGGAAGGGGUAUGGGAGCUCGAGAGAAAGAGCAAACAAAGAAAAUUCUCAACAAAUUGAUGGCUAAAAGCUCUCAUGACAUACUUGACGUUGACAGGGCUGUUACAAUGUUCAAUGUGAAGAAGGAGAAGCAGAGGAAAAGGGAUAAAGAAGUCAUAUCUUUAACAUCCAACAAGCUGAAGCCAAACAAGAAACCUUUCAAAAAGUCUUCCAACAAGAAACAAUAAGUGUCAAUUUAUUUCAUCCAUUAGCAUUCAGAAAAGUUUUGCAUGACAUUAUAAAUUUACAAUCUUGCCUUUUAUGCUAUCAACAUCAAAC